This is a messenger RNA of Gorilla gorilla gorilla (western lowland gorilla), 13997 nucleotides long. It is a transcript of the gene USF3, whose product is annotated as upstream transcription factor family member 3. Gene Ontology annotation, molecular function: DNA-binding transcription activator activity, RNA polymerase II-specific; protein dimerization activity; RNA polymerase II transcription regulatory region sequence-specific DNA binding. Bases 697 to 7410 code for a protein of 2237 amino acids. The record is from RefSeq and is a predicted model, not a curated record. Gene Ontology annotation, biological process: negative regulation of epithelial to mesenchymal transition; positive regulation of transcription by RNA polymerase II. Lineage: Eukaryota; Metazoa; Chordata; Mammalia; Primates; Hominidae. The transcript has 7 exons.
CUGUUUCCGAAAGUGCUGGGAUUACAGGCAUGAGCCGCUGCGCCCGGCCUCAAAUUUGUAAACUUUUAAAAACAUUAUGAGAUUUUUGUGUGUGUUAUUUAUUUACUUAUUUAUUUAAGCUCAGCAGCUAUCGUUAGUAUUAGUGUGUUUUAUGGGUGGCCCAAGACAUUUCUUCUUCCAGUGUGCCCCAGGGAGGUCAAAAGAUUGGACACUCCUGGUCUAAGCUAAAAGACUUAGGUGUACAUAGGUAUUGGGAUCUCCCUGUAUUUAGGAGUUUUGCAAAAUCUGGAUGCAGCCUAGAACAUUCGCUGAUACAAAAGGAGUGCAUUGCAGGGAUGUAAGAGCAGCUUAGAAUUGAAAUACUUAUUUUCUAGGUUAGUCGUCUAUGGAACAUCGUGGAAGUAAAAUUCUAAGGUUGUAGACCUUACACUCAAUGAACCAGUCAUGUAUGAGAAAUUGAUGGGUACUUUUCCUAUUUUCAGAGCUUAGCCUUGUCAACAAGGGGAAAGAAACACUAAGAAAACAGAAUUUUUAACUCAGGUUAGAAGAUAAGCUUCAACAGUAAGAAGAAAGCAUAACCCAUAGACCAUCUUCUGGCAGAAGAUGAUACAUUUGGAUCAGAAACGGGAGGCAUUGGAAGCCAGGAAUCAAAAGUGAAGAAACUCUGCAAGCCCUUAGGUUCCUAUUACUGUAACCAUGCCAGAAAUGACAGAGAAUGAGACGCCUACAAAAAAGCAGCACAGAAAGAAAAACCGGGAGACACACAAUGCAGUGGAGAGGCAUAGAAAGAAGAAAAUCAAUGCUGGGAUAAACAGAAUAGGAGAGCUGAUCCCAUGUUCUCCUGCCCUGAAGCAGAGCAAGAAUAUGAUCCUGGACCAAGCCUUUAAAUAUAUAACAGAAUUGAAAAGGCAAAAUGAUGAACUCCUGCUUAAUGGAGGAAACAAUGAACAAGCUGAAGAAAUAAAAAAGCUACGGAAACAACUGGAAGAAAUCCAAAAAGAAAAUGGCCGAUAUAUUGAAUUACUGAAAGCUAAUGACAUAUGCUUAUAUGAUGACCCCACAAUUCACUGGAAAGGAAAUCUUAAAAACUCAAAGGUCUCUGUUGUUAUUCCUAGUGACCAGGUUCAAAAAAAUAUCAUUGUUUAUUCCAACGGGAAUCAGCCUGGUGGAAACAGCCAGGGAACAGCUGUUCAGGGGAUAACUUUUAAUGUUAGUCAUAAUUUACAAAAGCAGACUGCCAAUGUGGUGCCAGUACAGAGGACUUGCAAUCUUGUGACUCCUGUAUCUAUUUCUGGAGUUUACCCUUCUGAAAACAAGCCAUGGCAUCAGACCACAGUUCCUGCAUUGGCUACCAACCAGCCUGUUCCUCUUUGUCUUCCUGCUGCCAUUUCUGCUCAGAGUAUUCUCGAGCUUCCCACCUCUGAAAGCGAAUCAAAUGUGCUUGGUGCCACAAGUGGCUCACUGAUUGCUGUUUCAAUUGAAUCUGAGCCUCACCAACAUCAUUCUUUGCACACAUGUCUAAAUGAUCAAAAUUCUUCUGAAAAUAAGAAUGGACAAGAGAACCCCAAAGUAUUGAAGAAAAUGACCCCUUGUGUUACAAACAUCCCCCACAGCUCCUCAGCAACUGCCACUAAAGUGCACCAUGGAAACAAGUCCUGCCUGAGCAUACAGGACUUCAGAGGUGAUUUUCAAAACACUUUUGUUGUUUCAGUUACCACCACAGUCUGCUCGCAGCCUCCCAGAACUGCAGGUGAUUCUUCUCCAAUGAGCAUUAGUAAGAGUGCAGACUUGACAAGUACAGCUACAGUGGUGGCAUCAUCUGCCCCUGGAGUAGGGAAGGCCACCAUUCCUAUAAGCACUCUUUCGGGAAACCCUUUGGACAAUGGUUGGACUCUUUCUUGUUCUUUGCCUUCUUCAAGUGUUAGUACUUCAGAUUUGAAAAACAUUAAUAGCCUUACACGAAUUUCUUCAGCUGGAAACACACAGACAACGUGGACUACUUUGCAACUGGCGGGAAACACUAUUCAGCCCUUAAGCCAGACACCAUCUUCUGCUGUGACUCCAGUAUUAAAUGAGUCUGGUACUAGCCCCACCACAAGCAACCACAGUAGACAUGUGGCUACAGGAAUCAACUUGAAUAAUUCCUUUCCAGCAGAUGGGCAGCCAGUUGAGCAAGUAGUUGUAACAUUGCCUUCUUGUCCAUCUUUACCUAUGCAGCCACUAAUUGCCCAGCCACAAGUUAAAUCUCAGCCUCCCAAAAAUAUCCUUCCACUGAAUUCAGCAAUGCAAGUGAUUCAGAUGGCUCAGCCAGUCGGGUCAGCUGUUAAUGCAGCUCCAACUAAUCAAAAUGUUAUAAUUCUUCAGCCACCUAGCACCACCCCAUGCCCAACAGUGAUGAGGGCAGAAGUUCCCAACCAAACAGUAGGUCAACAGAUAGUAAUCAUACAGGCUGCUAAUCAGAAUCCUUUGCCACUCCUCCCUGCUCCACCUCCUGGUUCUGUUCGACUCCCCAUCAAUGGAGCCAAUACUGUAAUAGGGUCUAAUAAUUCAGUGCAAAAUGUUCCAACACCACAGACUUUUGGAGGAAAGCAUCUUGUCCACAUAUUACCAAGACCUUCAUCUUUAUCAGCGUCUAACUCAACACAAACUUUUUCUGUUACCAUGUCAAACCAACAGCCUCAAACCAUUUCUUUAAAUGGACAGCUCUUUGCUUUGCAGCCUGUGAUGUCUUCAUCAGGAACUACAAAUCAAACCCCUAUGCAAAUUAUUCAACCCACCACCAGCGAAGAUCCAAAUACCAAUGUUGCCCUGAAUACAUUUGGUGCUUUGGCCAGCCUCAAUCAAAGCAUAUCACAGAUGGCUGGGCAAAGCUGUGUACAAUUGUCUAUUAGCCAGCCUGCCAAUUCUCAAACUGUUGCAAAUAGUCAAACCACUACAGCUAACUGUGUUUCAUUAACAACAACUGCAGCACCUCCUGUGACAACAGAUAGUUCAGCCACACUAGCUAGUACUUAUAAUCUAGUGAGUACUUCCUCAAUGAACACUGUUGCUUGUUUGCCUAACAUGAAAUCUAAAAGGUUGAAUAAGAAGCCAGGUGGCAGGAAACACUUAGCAGCAAACAAGUCAGCAUGUCCCCUGACUUCAGUCAGAGAUGUGAGCAAGUUAGACUGCCCCAACACUGAAGGCUCAGCAGAGCCACCCUGUAAUGAUGGACUGCUAGAAAGCUUCCCUGCUGUGUUACCAUCUGUCUCUGUGUCCCAGGCAAAUAGUGUGAGUGUUUCUGCUUCACAUUCUUUGGGUGUUCUAAACUCUGAAUCAUUAAUACCUGAGUCUGUAUCGAAAUCUAAGUCAGCAGAAAAGUCCAGCCCACCCUCCCAAGAAUCUGUAACAAGUGAACAUUUUGCAAUGGCCGCAGCAAAAUCCAAAGAUUCUACCCCUAAUCUACAACAAGAGACAUCUCAGGAUAAACCACCAAGUAGUUUAGCAUUAUCAGAUGCUGCCAAACCCUGCGCUUCAGCCAAUGUAUUGAUUCCAUCUCCAAGUGAUCCUCACAUUUUGGUUUCUCAGGUUCCUGGUUUGUCAUCUACAGCAAGCACUACAAGUACUGACUGUGGUUCUGAGGUAGAAAUCAUUGCUGAACCUUGCAGAGUUGAGCAAGAUUCAUCAGAUACAAUGCAAACCACAGGUCUCUUAAAGGGGCAAGGUUUAACUACAUUGCUAUCUGAUCUUGCUAAAAAAAAAAACCCUCAGAAAUCAUCUCUUUCUGAUCAGAUGGAUCAUCCUGACUUUUCUUCAGAAAAUCCUAAAAUAGUUGAUUCAAGUGUGAAUUUACAUCCUAAACAGGAACUAUUACUGAUGAACAACGAUGAUAGAGAUCCUCCACAGCAUCAUUCUUGCCUCCCUGAUCAAGAGGUUAUUAAUGGUUCUUUGAUCACCGGUAGACAGGCUGACUCUCCCAUGUCAACCAGCUCUGGCAGUAGUCGUAGUUUCUCAGUUGCAUCCAUGCUUCCUGAAACAACAAGAGAAGAUGUGACCAGCAAUGCAACAACUAAUACAUGUGACAGCUGUACCUUUGUAGAGCAAACUGAUAUAGUAGCUCUUGCAGCAAGAGCUAUUUUUGACCAGGAGAACCUUGAGAAGGGAAGAGUUGGCCUCCAGGCUGAUAUAAGGGAAGUUGCUUCAAAGCCUUCUGAAGCAUCAUUGUUAGAGGGAGACCCACCCUUCAAAUCACAGAUACCUAAAGAGAGUGGCACAGGACAGGCAGAAGCAACACCAAAUGAAUUUAAUUCUCAGGGUUCAAUUGAAGCAACUAUGGAGAGGCCCCUUGAAAAACCAAGUUGUUCUCUAGGAAUUAAAACAUCAAAUGCAUCUUUACAGGAUUCAACUUCUCAGCCACCAAGCAUCACCAGUUUAAGCGUGAAUAAUCUUAUCCAUCAGAGCAGCAUCAGCCAUCCUCUGGCCAGCUGUGCGGGUUUAUCCCCAGCUUCAGAGCAAACAACUGUGCCUGCAACGGUUAAUCUGACCGUUUCAUCUAGCUCCUAUGGCAGUCAACCUCCUGGACCAUCUCUGAUGACUGAAUAUUCCCAAGAACAGCUAAGUACUAUGACUAGUACCAUACCAAAUUCACAGAUUCAAGAGCCACUCUUAAAGCCAAGCCAUGAAAGCCGUAAGGAUUCUGCUAAGCGUGCUGUCCAAGAUGACCUUUUACUGUCUUCAGCUAAACGUCAAAAGCACUGUCAGCCAGCCCCCCUCAGGCUUGAAAGUAUGUCCCUGAUGAGCAGAACUCCAGACACCAUUUCUGACCAAACUCAAAUGAUGGUCAGUCAGAUCCCUCCUAAUUCUUCAAACUCAGUUGUGCCUGUUAGCAACCCAGCUCAUGGAGAUGGCCUUACACGAUUAUUUCCACCUAGUAACAACUUUGUGACUCCUGCAUUGAGGCAAACUGAAGUUCAGUGUGGUUCUCAGCCUUCAGUUGCUGAACAGCAGCAAACCCAGGCAAAUCAGCAUCUACAGGCCCUGCAGCAGCAUGUUCCAGCUCAAGGUGUAUCUCACCUUCAUAGUAACCAUCUCUACAUAAAGCAGCAGCAGCAGCAACAACAACAACAAGCAGGGCAGUUAAGAGAGAGGCAUCACUUAUAUCAAAUGCAGCAUCAUGUACCUCAUGCAGAGAGCUCUGUCCACUCUCAGCCCCAUAAUGUCCACCAACAGAGGACUCUGCAACAGGAAGUUCAGAUGCAGAAAAAGAGGAAUCUUGUUCAGGGCACCCAGACCUCUCAGCUUUCCUUACAACCGAAGCACCAUGGAACUGACCAAUCCCGAUCCAAGAGUGGCCAGCCACAUCCCCACCAUCAGCAGAUGCAGCAACAAAUGCAGCAACACUUUGGAAGCUCCCAGACAGAGAAGAGCUGUGAAAACCCUUCAACUAGUCGGAACCAUCAUAACCAUCCCCAGAACCAUCUCAAUCAAGAUAUUAUGCACCAACAGCAGGAUGUUGGAAGCAGACAGCAAGGUUCAGGGGUUUCAUCUGAACAUGUAUCUGGCCAUAAUCCAAUGCAGAGGCUUUUGACAUCAAGAGGCUUAGAGCAGCAAAUGGUGUCCCAACCAAGUAUUGUGACUAGAUCUUCAGACAUGACCUGUACUCCACACAGGCCAGAGAGAAAUAGAGUUUCAAGUUAUUCUGCUGAGGCACUCAUUGGAAAGACAUCUUCUAAUUCAGAGCAGAGAAUGGGGAUAUCAAUUCAGGGUUCCAGAGUUUCAGAUCAACUUGAAAUGAGAAGCUAUCUUGAUGUUCCCAGAAAUAAGAGUUUGGCUAUUCAUAAUAUGCAGGGUCGUGUGGACCAUACUGUAGCCUCAGAUAUCCGCCUUUCUGAUUGUCAGACGUUUAAACCAAGUGGAGCUAGUCAACAGCCCCAGAGUAAUUUUGAAGUACAGUCUUCAAGAAACAAUGAAAUAGGUAACCCUGUAUCAUCAUUGCGGAGUAUGCAGUCCCAGGCUUUUCGAAUUAGUCAAAACACUGGCCCCCCACCAAUUGACCGUCAAAAGAGAUUACCUUACCCACCAGUUCAGAGCAUCCCAACAGGAAAUGGUAUUCCAUCAAGGGACAGUGAAAAUACUUGUCACCAAAGUUUCAUGCAGAGCUUACUUGCCCCUCACCUCAGUGAUCAGGUCAUUGGGAGCCAGAGGUCACUCUCAGAACAUCAGAGGAAUACACAGUGUGGUCCAUCCUCUGCAAUUGAAUAUAAUUGUCCCCCAACUCAUGAAAAUGUCCAUAUUAGAAGAGAGAGUGAGAGUCAGAAUAGGGAAAGUUGUGACAUGUCGUUAGGUGUAAUUAACACCAGGAACAGCACCUUGAAUAUUCCCUUUUCAAGUUCCUCUUCCUCAGGAGAUAUUCAAGGUCGAAACACAAGCCCCAAUGUUUCUGUACAGAAAUCCAAUCCCAUGAGGAUUACUGACAGUCAUGCGACCAAGGGCCACAUGAACCCUCCAGUCACAACCAACAUGCAUGGGGUUGCAAGGCCAGCGUUGCCACAUCCAUCUGUGUCUCAUGGAAAUGGCGAUCAAGGCCCUGCUGUACGUCAAGCUAAUUCUUCAGUUCCCCAGAGAUCAAGGCAUCCCCUGCAAGACAGCAGUGGUUCCAAAAUUCGUCAGCCUGAAAGGAAUCGUUCUGGAAACCAAAGGCAAAGUACUGUCUUUGAUCCAAGUCUUCCCCAUCUUCCUCUCUCUACUGGUGGCAGUAUGAUUCUUGGACGUCAACAACCUGCUACAGAGAAGAGAGGAAGUAUUGUUCGUUUCAUGCCUGAUAGCCCACAAGUACCUAAUGAUAAUUCAGGUCCUGACCAGCAUACACUAUCACAAAAUUUUGGUUUUUCUUUUAUUCCUGAGGGUGGCAUGAAUCCACCAAUAAAUGCUAAUGCUUCUUUCAUUCCACAGGUUACUCAGCCUAGUGCCACUCGAACUCCAGCCCUCAUCCCGGUAGAUCCACAAAAUACUCUGCCCUCCUUCUAUCCUCCAUACUCUCCUGCUCAUCCUACACUGUCCAAUGAUAUUUCAAUCCCCUAUUUUCCUAAUCAGAUGUUCUCAAAUCCUAGCACAGAGAAGGUAAACAGUGGAAGUUUAAAUAACCGAUUUGGAUCAAUUUUAUCUCCUCCCAGACCUGUUGGGUUUGCUCAACCAAGUUUUCCUCUUCUCCCAGAUAUGCCACCAAUGCACAUGACCAACUCUCACUUAUCCAAUUUUAAUAUGACAUCUUUGUUUCCAGAAAUAGCUACAGCGCUUCCUGAUGGCUCAGCAAUGUCACCUUUGCUUACAAUAGCAAAUUCCUCUGCCUCUGACUCUUCCAAGCAGUCCUCAAACAGACCUGCCCAUAACAUAAGCCAUAUUCUAGGUCAUGAUUGCAGUUCAGCUGUUUAAAUACUGAUAAACGAAAUGUAAAGGUAAUGAGUGAGAUUACAAAUGUAUUUGUGCGUGCAUGCGCACAGACAUGUACAUGAAGAGAAGGAUUGUGUGUGUGUGUCUGUAUAAUCAGUUUUCAGUUAUCUUCUGAAUGUAGGGAAGCCAUGUCAGAUGCAGAUACUGGGUUGUCAGAAAACAAGUUAUCUUUCGUUUUCAACUGCAUGGUGUAUUUUUUUAUUUUCCAAGUAGAUUUACAUUUCCAAGUUGAUAUUUCCUAAAUACUAAUUAGCUGGAAAUUGGGGGAGAUCAUCUUGUCAUGUACUGGGUAGUAGGAGGGAGUCUAGACUUUAAACUUGAUUGUUGAUAACUUAUGGAAUAUGUAGUUAAGUUGCUACUGAAAAAUAUAGGCAGCUUGAUAAAACACAGUGGCUCAUAAUCAAGUGCUGGCUAAUGUCAGCAUCUAGAACAGCUUCUUACCUAUGACAGAUGUUGAACUGAUGUUGAGUUUAAUGUCCGUAGUUAAAGUCAAGCAGUUAGCAAAUAAAUAAAAGCAAUCAGCCUUUAUUCUCAAAGUUUGGUUUAGAUACAGGCUUCUUUCUAAAUUAUAACAAUCCAUAAAUUAUCUGAAUUUUAUGUCUUGUUCUUCAAAUUAGGGAGCUGUGUUAUCCUUCAAUGUGCCAAGAUUAUUUAAAGCAAAGGUCUUCCUUAGACAAUUAUUUAGCCUUAAAUAUAGAAAGCUAAAAAGUUAAGUACAUACAUAUUCUCCAUUUUGUGCUUGCAUUUUGCAUCAGGUCAUAAGGGUAAAAGCAGUUAGUUGUAUUGUGGAGUUUUGCAUGGGUGCAAUUAACAAUGGAUGUUUCAUCAACUGAGUUUAGUAUUCUCUCUUCAUUCUAUUUAUUUGGUCUUGAAAUAAAUUCUUUUGCAUUCAUUUAAAUAUUAGGAUUGAUCAGGAAAUAGUGUUUGUAAUCUACACAUUUAUUUGAGCCUUACUUUAAAAAUAUUUCUGAACAGAGAUUUAAGCUCUGUCAGUAUUUUCAUUUACUGAUAGUAUUUAUAUUUUAAAUAUGGCAUUGUAUAUUACAUUAUUAUCCUUCAUAACAGAAUUAUAAUGAGAAUAUGAAUUUGUUAUUUUUCUUGUUGGUAGAUGUGAAAUGGUGCUUCAAAAAAUAUAUAGUCUUUCUGUAUGUCUCUGUGUGUGUAAGUAUGUGUGUGUGUGUACACAUAUUUUAAAGUAUGAAUUGGUCCUUUAAAAACAGGCCUGCCAUCUGAAAAUGGGAAAUUGAGACCUGAGACCUGCUAAAGCAUAGAAGAACUUGAUAUAGGUAGGUUUUUGUUUUUUGUUUUUUGUUUUUAAAUACAUGGAGUCUGGCUCUGUUGCCCAGGCUGGAGUGCAGUGGCGCGAUCUCAGCUCACUGCAAGCUCCACCUCCUGGGUUCAAGUGAUUCUCCUGCCUCAGCCUCCUGAGUAGCUGGGACUACAGGCACGUGCCACCACACCUGGCUAAUUUUUUGUAUUUUUAGUAGAGACGGGGUUUCACUGUGUUAGCCAGGAUGGUCUUGAUCUCCUGACCUCGUGAUCCACCCGCCUCAGCCUCCCAAAGUGCCAGGAUUACAGGCAUGAGCCACCGUGCUUGGCCUAGGUACAGGUUUUUAGAAGCUCCACAGAAGUUUAUAAUACAUUUAAAAACCCACAUUAAAAUUUGAAAACUUAAAAAAAAACUAAGAAAACAAUGGCAUAUAUUCCUUUUCUUAAACCCGUGAAGUCCAUUACUUUUUGUUCUUGUUAUAUUCUGCCAAAAAUGGGAUGGGGUGGGAGAGAUGCAUAGAAAUUGUUUUAUCUGCCUUGUUAACAAAGUGAACUCAAGGACCAGCUUUUCUUUUCUUUUCUUCUUUUCUUUUCUUUUUGAGACUCUGUCACCCAGGCUGGAGUGUUGUUAGGUGCAAUUAACACCAGAAACAGCACCUUGAAUAUAUUCCUUUUUCAAGUUCCUCUUCCUCAGGAGAUAUUCAAGGUCACUUUGUCACCCAGGCUGGAGUCUACAGUGGCAGGAUCUUGGCUCACUGCAGCCUCUGCCUCCUGGGUUCAAGCAGUUCUCGAGCCUCAGCCUUCCGAGUAGCUGGGAUUACAGGUCUGUGCCACUACACCUGGCUAAUUUUUAUAUUUUUAGUAGAGACAGGGUUUCACCAUCUUGGCCAGGCUGGUCUUGAACUCCUGACAUCAGGUGAUCCACCCACCUCGGCCUCCCAAAGUCCUGGAAUUACAGGCAUGAGCCACCCCUCCCAGGCCCCCCCCCCUUUUUUUUUUAAUCCUAAAAAGCUUUCUAAGGGUUGGUCAGAGCAGUUAACUCCAGUGAAUACCUCUUCUAAAGACUCAGCAAAAGGGUCAUUUGUGCCUCUUUAACUGUUCUUACCAAACUGUCCUAUCUUUUUCUGCUGCCAACUAAGCAGCUUCCUAGGGACAAAAAAAUAUACAAUAUAUUUUUUUUCUUGCUUACAAAGCAAGAACAACCUGUAUUUUCUUCCUUCAAAAUGGUCUUGGGGAAGAGUAGGAGAGCUUCAUGAAUAAGUUACUCAAGACAACAGAUAAACACAGUAAGUCAAAACUUUUUAUUGAGGAAAAAUGUGGCAUUUAUGACUUGCUUUUUAAUUCUCUUAACUGAAUUUUAAGCUGCAACGUUCAAAUUUUUCUUUGUACUUGAAAGGUCCAGUCUGCCAAUUUCAAGAAGGACAGUUUUCUAUGUGUUUGGCUAUUCAUUUCCCUCUCUCCCUCUCAUCUGUCUGUCUCUCACUGCCUCUGUAUCUGUCUCUCAUACACACACACAGACACACACACACACACAGUCACUCUCUCACUCUCUCUCUCUCUCUCUCUCUCCCUCCCUCCCUCCCUCCCUCCCUCCCUCCAGUGGCUGUUAAGUUCUGAAGGACUGGGGACUGCUAGACAUAAUUGAAAGUAAGGUAACAGGCUAAGGAGAAGCUCAAUUUGAACAUUGCCAUGUAAAGGCCUCAAAGCCUGUGACUUUCAAGUAUUUCUGUUGCAUUAAUUGUAUUUUCCUGCUUAGCUGUGUUCAGACAUAGUAUUUGCAUUUCUUGGAGCUUUCAUUCCAACAGUCUAACAUUUUGAUCUUGAAAGAGUCUCAAUAAGCCUUAUUUGACCAUCUGAGGAAAAAUGUGACCAUCUGUGAAUAAUUGGCUCCUGCUUACGUGUAGCUCUCAUUACUUUACAGAUGUAUGCAUGUGUGUGUAAGACUUCAGUUCAUACAUGGCUUAAUUCUGAAAGUGUUCAGACCAUAGUACCCUUAUUUGAUUUAAAAGCAUGAAUAUAUGAGAUUUACUAGCAGUAUUAAGUAUUUGAUAAUUAGAGCUACGUGAUUUUUGGGAAGAAGUUUGUUAUAUGGUAUGUAGUGUUAAUCUGGAUGUAAUUUUUGGUAAAGGGAUGGCAGAAAACAUAGUCAAUUUUGGUUAUAAUAAAUGUAACCUUAUUCUUGGCCUGCUCCAUGUCAAAUAGGGCUCAGGGAAGCUGGUCAUUUCCUUAGCGGGAUGAUUACUCCUUUGCCUUGAAACAUUUAUUGGGCCCACCAUGUAUGGAUCAGCGUGUGGUAGUAAGUCAUACUCCCAAAUCAGUGAUUCCCAAGUCUUGGCUUUGGGAACCAGUAUGCCUCGUAUUGUCUUAAAGAGCAACAAGAAUUUCUUGAAACAAAAUUAGUUCAAAAUUGAUUUAAAUUUUUUAACUUCUGGAAAUACACGAAGUUAUGUCUGAGUCAUGAGUGACAGUCAUUGAUUAAAUCAUUUCUCUGUCUCUUUUUUAGCAUCAUUGAUCACAGAAUCAGUUAUAAAAAGUGGUUGAUUCCUUUCAACAUUUAACAAUAACUUCUAAUGAAGGGAAAAAUUCCAGAUUCUCUUCAUGCGUAAACAUUUAAUGUGUCAAUCAUAGAUGAAAGGAAUCUAGUUUGAUGUUGUUUCUUUCUUUUUUUUGGAAAAUACAAGUUUCUCUGGGAUGGCUUAUAUGUUGUUUUAUACCGGUUCAGGAAAUUUAUUUUUGUUUUUAUUGUAAGACCUUUUGGGGUACCAGAGAUGGCACCUUUUUUCUAGGUAAGGUGUAGGAAUUCCUCAAUGGUCUUGCUUCGUAAAAUUUAACAUAUCAGAACUGGGGAAAGAGAAAGGAGGGGAUUAUUUUUUUGCAGCAUUUUCCAGUCACAUAUCAGGGUUAUACUGAACUGCGACAAAGAUCAACUUUUCAAAAUUAGCCUUCUUAAAAUACAAAAUGAUUUAAGUAUUUUAAAGAUAAUUUAUUUGCCUUGCUCUUGCCUUCUAACAUUAGCCAUUUCAUGGAGAGGCUAAAACUUAUACUCCAAAAAAUGUGGAAGCACAUUUUAAUGGGAGUAAAAUUAAAAAAUUUUGAGAAAGGGUAAAAUCUUAUGAAUAUGCAUCUUCUUAGCUUUAUCUUCCCUUUGAUAGGUAGGCACUUAUGCUCUUCCAUCUGCUCCAUGUCAAAUAGGGCUCAGGGAAGCCGGUCAUUUCCUUAGCGGGAUGAUUACUCCUUUGCCUUGAAACAUUUAUUGGGCCCACCAUGUAUGGAUCAGCGUGUGGUAGUGAGUCAUACUCCCAAAUCAGUGAUUCCCAAGUCUUGGCUUUGGGAACCAGUAUGCCUCGUAUUCUCUUAAAAAGCAACAAUAAUUUCUUGAAACAAAAUUAGUUCAGAAUUGAUUUAAAAUACUUCAAUGUGCCAUAUAGCUCUGUCCCUUGGUUUGGUUGGCCUUGUUUUUUCCUGUGAAGAAUGAAAGGGCAAAGGUGAUACCAAAAUGAAACAGCUUUGGAGUGAUAUCUUUAGGAGCCUGGAAGCCAUUUUUGUAAUUUUGUUGUCUAUAUAAAUGCUACCUUUGCCUGGAGGUAGUGUGCCUGUGGCUGUGUACAUCCAGAGGUCAACAGUAAUAGCCAACAACCAGACAAACUAGUGAAGUUAAUCUGUGAGUGAUGAUUUUAUGAUACUUAUGCAAAUUAAAGGCAGAAGUUAGUUUCUUCUCAAGAUGCCUUUUUGGCUGAACAUUACCGUUUUUCUUUCCCCAGGGUUUGAAAGAAAAGGGCCUUUUUUGGAUUUAACUAUAUUCUGUCUGCAUUCUAUUCUUCAUGCGUAGGUUUCUACUAGAACCUGUGGAGGGGGGACACCAAAUUUAGAUUGAGGCAGUCCACGCUGAUAAGAAGCGUGAGGACCUUGUUGGACACAGAGCUUCUAGAUCUUUCCACCUGUAGCCUCUACCCUGUUCCUGCACUUUACCUGAAACUGUGCCUCUGGUCUUUAGACCAGCUGUUGGAACGUAUCACUCACCCACUCCUCUGUUAUAGCAAAGGGCCAGCUGGGAUGGUACAUGCUGUGUAAUCAGACACCUUCUCGACAAGUACAGCUGAUGUUUCUCACUGUUGCCUUACCAUUCUCUGAGCCAUCUUUGAUGUUGAUUUGUAAAAAAACCAAAAAACAAAAAAACAAACAAAAAAAACUUAGUAGCAAAACUCCUGUUAAACUCAGAGCUUGUAUGUGGUGGUCAUUCAACAUCCUUAUUUCUAGAUUUACACAAACUGUACCAACUGUAAUCUUUUUCUGGCACGCGUACGUGGUCAGAUGCUUCAUAAACAUGAGCCAACUUGGGUUGUAAACAUUGGACAUAAUAUACAAAUUGGCGAAUUUUGGAUGACUGCAUAAUCCUGUCAUUAGAGAUUUCAUAAGACAGAAGAAAACUGUUUAUUUGUAAUUUAACACAUUUUUUAAAAAGAUGAUCUUUAAUUUCUUUCCCUCAGUUGUGUAUACAGCUAUACACCAUGCUAACACCAUACUAUGUCAUAGGAACUUAAAGUUAGAUGUAUCUAAAUCCCUUCACUUUUCUAAGACUUCUCUGUGCUCCCACCCCUGAAGUCUUCAAAUCAUUUUUCAUCUGUGAAGUCACUGAGGUACUGGGCUUGACUAUAGUGGUAACAGUUAAGGGGAGUUGAACUAUUGAUCUUCCAAGAAGAAAGGGACCAGACAGUGUUAAGAUGCUGCAGUUGUGUUACUGUGAAGAAAAGAUUCGCUUCCACUUUCAGCAGGCUAUAUAAAUAUAUAUACAUAUAUAUAUAUAUUUUCACUUUGGUAAAAAAAAAUUGAAAAAUCUGAGGAGAACAUAAUUACCUUCACAAAUUAUUUAUAGAUACACUGGGUGAGAAGCUUACUGUAGGGCAGUCACCCAGAAAAAACUAAUUUUAGUGCUUUCAAUAGUGUAAUAUUUGUAUCUAUUACCAUGGCAGCAGUGUCUGCUGCACACUGUGUCCUAUUACUGUAAAUCUCCUGGUUUAUAAUUCUUAUGGAAACUAAUUUGUUUUGUAAUGGAAUCCAGAGCAGAUAUGUAUAAUAUGAUCAGGAUUGUCCUACAGUUGUAAAUAAGAAUAGGUCCUGUUUAUUUUGACAUCUUUUUACAAAUGCAUUGUAUUAGGGUGUGAAUAUUCUGAACCAUCCUCUUGUUUAAAGUUUGGAAAUUUUUAUUGUUAAAUGUAACAUUUUAAUGGUUGUAAUAAUUGUAUAGAUAUGAAUAUAGUAUUUUAUUUAAGAAAAUAAACUUUGCAUUUUUGCAUUAUAAA